AGAUUUUUGUGCAGAGUAAAUAAGCCCUCAGCUGAGCGAUGAACAGAGUGUGAGCAGGAGGUUAUGUUGUCCCAAAGGCUUCAGUUCCGUGAGCGAGAUAAAGAGAAAGGCUGACACUCCCUUCCACCUCUAGAUGGUCAUACGCCUCCACUCAAAUCAAUUUGGUGCGAUACUGCUAUCGGAGGUCUCACCCCUCCCCGUGCAAUGAACAGUUCCGAGGUAUCUUCCGAGAUUCAUGAUAUUGUAUCAUCAGCUAUCCAGAGUCCACCAAGUGAAGCCCCCGCUUCCUUCCUGCAUUAUGAGGAUGACGGAGAUGUUAUCAAGGCUCUGGGGGUGGAAAGAUUUGAAGAGAUUCUUAACGAUGUUCAUCCACGGAGUCCAACUGAGCUGGGAAAGAGUUACAGUGAAGAGGAUUUCCAGUAUCACCGGCACUCAUCUCAUCACAUCCACCACCCACUAUCCUCACACUUACCUGGGGAAAGUGCAGGACGUGAAAGCCGCAAGCACAAGAAGAGGAGGAGGAAGAAAAGGAGGGCAUCUGUACCUGGAGAUACCCCGGGAACUAUCCAGGAAAGAGAGGAGGAGGAGGAGGAGGAAGACUCAGAAGAUGAUAAAACACCUGAAGAGGGAAUAGACUCACCUGACACACAGUUCUCCGUGCCUGAGGAGACCGUCUCUACCAGGAAUGUUGGGCCGGGGUCAGUCAUAAUUCCACAUGGGAAUGUUCCUGAAGAGAAUUCCAGAGAACAAGGCGGGGUGUUUAACUCCCCAGGAGGGGACACUGCUGGCACCCCUAGUCAUUCUCAUCGUCAGCCCCCCCAUCGCAGCUACAGCCUAACUGAGAGGCGGCGGAUUGGGAGCAUGACCCACCCCGAGGAGGCGCACUAUCAACUUCUUCCAACAGACGAAACCGAGGCACAAACAUUGGCAUCUGCUGACUUGGACUACAUGAAGAGUCAUCGUUUUGAGGACCUUCCCGCAGUGCGCAGACACCUUGUCCGGAAAAGCAAAGGGCAAGUGAUUCACAUAAACAAAGAGCACAAGGAGCGACAUCCUCACCGCAAGAGUGUGACCCUUCAACCACAUGAGGUUUUUGUGGAGCUCAAUGAACUGGUUGUGGACAAACACCAGGAGUUGCAAUGGAAAGAGACCGCACGCUGGAUAAAAUUUGAAGAGGAUGUAGAGGCUGAGACUGACCAGUGGGGUAAACCACACGUGGCUUCACUGAGCUUCCGGAGCCUGCUGGAGCUGAGGAAGACCCUCUCUCAUGGUGCUGUCCUACUAGACCUGGACCAGAGAACUUUACCAGGAAUUGCUCAUCAGGUUGUGGAACAAAUGAUCAUCAGCGACCAAAUCAAAGCUGAGGACCGAGCCAAUGUUCUGAGAGCACUCCUCCUCAAACACAGUCACCCAAGUGAUGAGAAGGACUCCUCGUUCUCUCGGAAUAUUUCCGCUGCCAGUCUGGGCUCACUUUUGGGCCAUCAUAGCACAAAUCACGUGUCCCAGAACAGUGAGCCAAAUUUAACAGACCCUCUGAUGGGUGGAGACCCUGCAGAACAGGAAACCAAGAUUGACAUAGAGCGAGAGAGAGAAUCAAUCCCUUCACUUCCCUCCAUCCAACGUUCGAAGUCUAAACAUGAACUUAAACUAUUGGAGAAAAUUCCUGAGAAUGCGGAGGCCAGCGUGGUCCUUGUGGGCUGCGUGGAAUUUCUGGACCAGCCCACCAUGGCAUUCGUACGAUUGCAGGAAGCUGUAGAGUUGGAUUCUGUAUUAGAAGUUUCCAUUCCUGUGAGAUUCCUGUUUGUUCUUCUUGGACCAAGGACUUCCAAUAUGGACUACCAUGAGAUUGGGAGGUCUAUCUCGACACUUAUGUCAGACAAACAAUUCCAUGAAGCUGCCUACCUAGCAGAUGACCGUCAGGAUCUCCUCAAUGCGAUUAAUGAAUUCCUUGACUGCAGCGUUGUACUGCCACCCUCUGAAGUGAUGGGGGAAGAGCUUCUGCGCUCCGUUGCUUUAUUCCAGAGGGAAAUGCUUAGAAGACGUCAAGUUCAGGAUAAGAAGAUUAUGGACGAACCCGCCGAUCUUCAGGAUAAGACUCUUCUCCCAAAAAUGGCCGUGAAUGGCGGGAGUGAUGAUGAUGAUCCCCUGCGCAGGUCAGGGCGACCUUUUGGGGGUUUGGUCCGAGAUAUCCAGCGACGGUACCCAAAAUAUAUCAGUGAUUUUAAGGAUGCUUUGAAUGUGCAAUGUAUGGCAGCUAUCAUAUUCAUUUACUUUGCCGCACUCUCACCGGCCAUCACGUUUGGAGGUCUCUUAGGUGAGAAGACACAGGGUCUGAUUGGAGUGUCCGAGCUGAUUAUCGGUACCUGUCUGCAAGGAGUGAUAUUUUGCCUGCUGGGUGCUCAGCCACUGUUGGUUGUCGGAUUCUCAGGACCCUUGCUGGUGUUUGAGGAGGCAUUUUACAGCUUUUGCUCUGCUAAUGGUCUGGAAUACCUGGUGGGUCGCGUAUGGAUUGGUGCAUGGCUUAUUGUCAUUGUUGUGGCUACCGUGGCCUGUGAAGGGAGCUUCCUUGUACGUUUUGUAUCCCGUUUCACACAGGAAAUCUUCUCAAUUCUAAUCUCCCUUAUUUUCAUCUAUGAGACAUUCUACAAACUCUUCAAGGUUUUCCAGGAGCACCCGCUUACUAACUGCAAUCAGAACCAGACCGAUAUGGAAAAAGUCAAUGAGACUCUGGGCCGAUGGGGAAACCAUUCAGGACCUCCCGGCCCAGUCAUAGGGCAGCCAAACACUGCUUUGCUUUCACUGGUGCUCAUGGCCGGCACAUUCUUUAUUGCAUUUUACCUGCGCAAACUCAAGAAUAGCAACUUCUUCCCUGGCAGGGUCCGCAGGGUGAUUGGAGAUUUUGGGGUUCCCAUUGCAAUUCUCAUCAUGGUUCUACUGGAUUUCAGCAUCACUGAUACCUACACUCAGAAGCUCAGUGUUCCCAGUGGGUUCAAGGUGACAUCGCCGGAGAAACGUGGUUGGGUUAUUAACCCACUGGGGUCUGACCAGCCUUUUCCUAUCUGGAUGAUGUUUGCGAGUGUCUUACCAGCCAUUCUCGUCUAUAUCCUGAUCUUCAUGGAAACGCAGAUCACCACGUUAAUUAUCAGUAAGAAGGAACGCAUGUUGGUGAAAGGAUCAGGAUUUCACUUGGAUCUGCUUCUGAUUGUGGUAAUGGGUGGAGUUUGUGCUCUCUUUGGGCUGCCUUGGAUGGCAGCCACAACUGUGCGGUCUGUUACCCACGCCAAUGCCCUGACCGUCAUGAGCAAAGCUGUGGCCCCUGGAGACAAACCCAAGAUCCAGGAGGUGAAAGAGCAGAGAGUCACAGGUCUACUGGUAGCAAUUCUAGUGGGACUCUCUAUUGUAAUUGGGGAUGUUCUCCGACAGAUACCACUGGCCGUUCUUUUUGGGAUUUUCCUUUAUAUGGGAAUCACCUCCCUUAAUGGUAUCCAGUUUUAUGAGAGAAUUCAGCUCUUGUUAAAGCCCCCAAAACAUCAUCUUGAUGUCAUCUAUGUUAAAAAGGUGCGAACACUGCGGAUGCAUUUGUUCACGGCAUUACAGCUGCUCUGUCUUGCUGUGCUCUGGGUUGUGAUGUCCACAGCAGCAUCUCUGGCCUUCCCGUUUGUCCUGAUCCUUACCGUUCCGCUGCGUUUGUUGGUACUGAGAAGAAUCUUUACUGAACGGGAGAUGAAAUGCCUGGAUGCUGAUGAGGUGCAGCCAAUAUUUGAUGAGCAAGAAGGAGUUGAUGAAUACAAUGAAAUGCCAAUGCCGGUAUAAUACCAGUUAUGGUACCAUGCCUUAGGACUGAACUGUGGUCUAGCACAAUUGCCUUGUUUCCUCCCAUCACAUUCUGGAUCCAGAUUUUCAGCUCAUUUUCUGAAAUUAUGUGUAGAAGCAGCUCAUUCAGGAGACCAAGUGCUGGACAUGUUCUCCAGGAUUUAAAAUACUUGUUUGAAGGGGUCCGGUUGUUUUUUGCAAUGUCAGACCAGAUAUUGUAUGUGAGGUUCAGGGACAGUCAUCACCAUCUUCUAAAGCAAUGCUGAAAUCUCCUUGGACCUGAGAUAAGCUUCCUCUCAGCCACAGUUCUGACACUGAGCCUUUGGGAGUGAGAGUACAUGUUGGUUGUUUACUACGUCCGUAUUGAAAAUCAAUCUAAUAUAUACUCAGUUGAUCUCUCCCAGGGGUUUGUAACUACUCCAUAUAUAAGGAGGAUACAACAUGAAAUUGAUUAUCACUGUGUGAAGCAGAGACUAUUGGCAGCCCCCCAAACACACUCUGUCCUGUGAAUGAGGACCUGUUACUUACAAGAGGACAUUUACUGUUACUACAGAAUACAGCAUUUUUCUUACCAAAGAGUCCAUCUGUCUAUCUGUAGCAAGUAUUGCCAGUGUUGGGAAACCCGUCUGAGAUAUACUGAACUGUGACCUUAUACGACCUCUAUCAAUCCAUGUUCAGUUUCUAGAUACUUAGCAUCAUUGUAUAACGUGCAAUUAUGACCUAGUAACUGAUUGGUUGGCACUGGUUAUGACAUAUAGACAUUCUGUUCAUUACUGUAAGUGCACCCCAUUACCUACAAUCAUGGGUUCCAACAAAGAAGGCGUUUAUGGAAAUUGACUGUUUAUUUAAAGGAAAACCCCUUUUCUUCCUAACAUGAGCUUGGUAUCUGUGUCCGUGAUACUGAGCGAGAGAUGUCAGUAUUACACCCAGGCUGGGAUUUGCAUAUCAGGGCGAGAUUUCAUGGUCACCCACAGUUUGUGAACUGGGGUUGAAGGUGCGCAUCAUCCCAGCAAGAGCAUCUGCUAACCCUAGUCAAUCAUAUAUGAUGCCAGCAGGAGUCUAUUUGGACUUGCCCAGUGUAUAUACCAACUCUAGUACUCAAUAAUUACACAAAACUAGUGGGAUCCUCACAUAAUUUCAGUCCAGAAUAAAUCAUUCUAAAAGAAAGCAUUUUGAAACUUAA
Molecule: messenger RNA, 4996 nt
Organism: Pelobates fuscus (common spadefoot toad)
Lineage: Eukaryota; Metazoa; Chordata; Amphibia; Anura; Pelobatidae
Gene: SLC4A2
Product: solute carrier family 4 member 2
Exons: 23
Coding region: 205-3813 (1202 amino acids)
Biological process (GO): transmembrane transport; regulation of intracellular pH; bicarbonate transport
Cellular component (GO): basolateral plasma membrane; plasma membrane; apical plasma membrane
Molecular function (GO): monoatomic anion transmembrane transporter activity; solute:inorganic anion antiporter activity
Source: RefSeq, a predicted model, not a curated record